AUGCAGACUAGCAGCUGCAACGGGGGCCAACUGACUGCGGGAAGUGUUCGGGGGGGGCUCUCCGGCGCGCGCGAAGAUCAGAGGGGGAAAACCCCACACGACGAUUUCGCCAGAGAGAGACGAUGGCGGGGCUUCUCCAGACGAGAGGUGGUGACCCUCAUCCUCCAGUGUAUGAGCGAGCUCGGCUACCACAAUGCUGUGAAGACACUGGAGGAAGAAAGCGGCUUCUUUCUGGAGGACCCCUCCAUUACGGUGCUUCACGAGGCGGUGCUGCAGGGGAAGUGGGUCGACGUGCAAACACACCUGAAUGCGCUGCCUCUGAGGCCGCAGAUUCGCAAGGCGUGCUGGUUCCUCGCUGUCGAGCAGAAAUAUUUUGAGGCUCUUGUCCGUGGAGAUGAAGGUGAAGCCAUUCGUUGUCUCAGAGAGGAGCUCCAGCCCGCGGUCUUCGACUCCAGCACGUCCCGACGGCUGCAGGCAUGCAGCGCGCUAUUGAUGCAGUCAGAGCCCGGCGCUCUGCUGGAAAAUCUUUCCGUUCUCUCGGAUACGCUGCGGUCGAAUCUCUGGUUGCGCAUGAAACAUCUUCUCCCCCCGACUCUGUCUCUUCCGAACAGCCGUCUGGCGGUGCUUCUCGCGUAUGCCUUGCAGCACCAGACUCUCAUGUGUCUGUUCCACAACACGAAUACGUCUCUGGAGUCGUACUCCCUCCUCCACGACCACCACUGUCACCACUACGAUCCUUGUUCUCUCUCGCUGCCCCUCGGCGCCCUGCACGGGCCUCUCCCAGGCGCUGGCGACGUCGGCCAGUGGGGGGGAGGGCAGCUGAGAGGAGAGGCCACCGCUCUAAAGCAUGCUCACAUCCACCACGCUCCUGCGGCGCAUGCCGAGGAGGCUUACCGGCGGUCUCGGAGGGGAGCGGCGGCGUCUGGAGAAGCCGCGACAGCCGCGCUAUUGGGCACAGAUGUGAAACCCUCAGCAGCCUCCCCGAGCGCUCUUGCCGGGGGGUCGCCUCGAACAGCGGCCGCGCGUGAGAGCUUCGCCUUGGCGUCUCCUUCGCUGAGUCAAGGCUACGCAGCGACCGCACCGGUCCCUGCAUUAUCUGGCUACAAUCCCCGGAGAGUCUCUGCCAACGGAUCUGUCUCCGGCACCGUGGGCUCCACCGAGCGCGACUUCGUUUCGGGGCCCGUGUGUGGGCGCAGCUCGCUUCCCGUGUACCUGGACCGGUCUCUCGAAGCGCACACCGACGAAGUCUGGGUUGUCGCUGCGUCGCCAGUGACAGGGUGCUUUUUUGCGUCGGGGUCCAAAGACAGGAGCAUUGCGGUGUGGAGAGUCCAGCCGAAAGCUCGCUUGCCUUUCUCCUCGCGGUCGCUUUCGGGAGCAGCGAUCUCAGAUGCAGCGCCUGGGCACCCAACUGGCUGUUGCGUGACGGCAGACAAGGAGAGUGGGCUAGCAGCAGCCGACGACCCGGGAGGGGAUUUGGGAACUUCCUCUUCUUUCCUCCGUCAUCGCUCGGAUUCAGCGGCGCCCAGAGGCUCUUCGUCGUCGGGGACGCAAGACCGCACUCCGCGGCAGCGGAACGGAGAGCGGCGAAAUGGGAUGCGGCUUGGCGACGAUCAGCAGGAGGGCUGCCCGCGAGCAUCGGAGCUUGCAGUCUGCGCUUUUGACGAGGAAGACGCGGAGGUGGAGGAAGUGUGCGAGCUGCUGUGGCAGUCGGUGGGCCACGACGAUGCGGUGGCAUACAUUGCGUGGUCGCGUGAUGAGCGCAUGCUGGCUUCUGGCGGUCAGGACGGAUACGUCUGUGUGUGGGAUAGGGAGAACGGGCGGGCGCCUCUGGCGCGGAUCAACGCGCACUCGCAAGCAGUCACGGCCGUUGGGUGGCUGAAAGGCAGCAACGCUCUAGUCAGCGGCGGAAGCGAUAAAAAAGUCGCUCUGUGUUCGCUUGCCUACGGAGACGGCAGCAGCGGCACUCGGGGCUGGCACAUCACGUGCGAUUUCACUUGGGCUCUCGGAUGCCGAGUUCAGGACCUUGCGGUGCUUCGGGAUGGACUCAGAAUCAUAUGCGUCACUCAAGACAAGCAGCUAAGGAUUCUCGACACCAAGCACCGCGUAGAAAUGAUCAGCAUUCCCUUCACGGAAGUCAUUUACUCCGUCUGCGCCUCGGCACUGUCGAAUCAAUUCCUCAUUCACUUCGCCGACGCUCGCCCGGUUGUGCGGCUCUGGGAUGUAGACGAGCGCCGCUCAGUCCAGCGCUACCGCGGCCACAAACAGGGUUGCUACGUCAUCAGAUCCACGUUCGGUGGUGUCAACGAGGCUUUCGUGGUCAGCGGCUCCGAAGAUUCUCAGGUCUACAUUUGGCAUCGCUUUUACGGGUCCCUGCUUUUCGUUUUAAGCGGGCAUGCCUCGACGGUGAACGCAGUUGCGUGGCCGCACCAUAACGGUGGUCUCUGGAUGGUUUCCGCCUCCGACGACCACGUCAUCCUCUUUUGGCAAGGCCGGCGACGUAAGACUUUUCACUUUUUCCUCAGUGCCUCUGAAGAUGAAACAGACGAGAACGUGCAGCAUCCCGGCACCGCUUUGCAAGAUCAAGAGAAAACCCGAGUCGAUGGUGCGCACAGUGACCGCUGA
Messenger RNA from Besnoitia besnoiti, 2622 nucleotides. Its product is annotated as WD domain, G-beta repeat-containing protein. The transcript has 6 exons. Lineage: Eukaryota; Apicomplexa; Conoidasida; Eucoccidiorida; Sarcocystidae. Gene Ontology annotation, molecular function: protein binding. The record is from RefSeq and is a predicted model, not a curated record. The coding region runs from base 1 to 2622 and encodes 873 amino acids.